AUGGCAGAGCAAACCCACAGGGCUCAUCGCAAGCCCACGGUGGGAAGCAAGGCCGAUAAAAAGGACAAGGCGGCCGGUAUCGACCGCUCCUCGGCCAAGGGCUUCAACCCAAAGGCCUUCACAUCGCAGUCAUGGCGCUCGGCCAACAUCGCUGCCCGGCGAACCGCCGAAAAGGACCAGAAACGACUCCAUGUCCCUCUUGUCAACCGCAACCCCGAUGAACGCAAGGUCACUGCCCAGAAGGGCCAGGGGAUGGACGAGGGCCGCGUCCCACCACCGCCCAUCGUUGUUGGUCUCGUCGGCCCGCCUGGCGUCGGCAAGUCGACCCUCCUCCGCUCCCUCGUACGCCGCUACACCAAGCACAACCUCUCAGAACCCAAGGGUCCCGUCACCGUCGUGAGCGGCAAGACGCGCCGCAUCACGUUCGUCGAGUGUGGGAACGACCUCAACUCCAUGAUCGACCUUGGCAAGGUCGUCGACCUCGUGCUCCUCAUGAUCGACGGCAGUUUUGGUUUCGAGAUGGAGACGUUUGAGUUUCUCAACAUCCUCCAGGCGCACGGUUUCCCCAAGGUCGUCGGCAUCCUCACGCACCUCGACCUCAUCAAGAAACAGUCGACCCUCAAGGACACCAAGAAGCGCCUCAAGCACCGAUUCUGGACCGAGAUCUACCAGGGUGCCAAGCUCAUCGGCCUCUCGGGUGUCAUUAACGGUCGCUACCCCGACGCCGAGAUCAACCUGCUCACGCGCUUCAUCUCCACCAUGAAGUUCCGUCCCCUCGUCUUCCGCAACCAGCACCCCUACCUCCUCGCCGACCGUAUCCAGGACCUGACGCCUCGUGAGGCGGUCCGAACAAACCCAAAGAUGGACCGUACCAUCACGCUCUACGGCUACCUGCGCGGUCCCAACUUGCCGGCACGCAAUGCCAAGAUCCACAUCCCUGGUGCUGGCGACCUUGAGGUGCGCGAGGUUGAGCGCCUGCGCGACCCGUGCCCGUUGCCGACGCUCGAGUCGGAGCGCCGCCGGAAGAUGGGCGAGAAGGCCAAGCUCAUUCAUGCGCCCAUGAGCGACGUGGGCGGCGUCAUGUACGACAAGGACGCCGUGUAUGUCAACGUCCUCGGCUCAUUCUCCAAGGACAGCGAUGCGCCCAAGGGCGAAGGCGAGCGUAUGGUCAUGGAGAUGCAGGAAGCCAACUCGACGCUCGCCGACGCCAUCAAGAACUCGGAGAUCCGCCUGUUCGGUGACUCGUCUGGCGCGCUCCGUAUCGAAGAGGAGAGUGGUCGGCGCGUGCGUCGCCGUGCCGAGCCCCGCUCCGGCGGACCCGUCCUCGGCGCAGCCGACGACGACGAGUCAGACUUUGACGAUGAGUUUGACGACGAAGACGGUUUCGCGCGCGUUGAGGAGAUGGACGACGACGACGAGCAGGAUGGUGAUGCCAUGUACGCGGAUUCGGACUCGGACAACGACCUCUCCAUGGCCACCAGUUUCCAGCAGGACGGCAAACGCGUCGACAUGUCGGACGAGGAGUAUGAGGGUGACGAGGCUGAAGUCGACAGCGACGUGGAGGACGUGCCGCGGUGGAAGCAGAACCUCUCCCAGCGUGCAGCAGCCAACUUUGCCGAAAGGAUGCAGAGGCGGCGUGACCUCAUGUCGAUUAUCUAUGGCGACGAGCUGUCACCCGAGGAGAUCGCUGCGGGCAGGUCACGUCCGUCGUCGGCCGACGCCGAGUCGAGCAGGAUGGCCCUCGAGAACGAGGGCUUCGUCCGCGUUUCAGGCGACGACAACUCGGGCGACGAUGAUGACCAUCUCAAGGUGUCGUACGACCCUGCAGCGCUCGAGGCCCGUUGGUCUGACGAGGGGCUGCUCGACUCGUUGCAGAGUAUGUUCAUCUCAGGCAAGAUGGGCGACGAGACCGCCGAAGGCCUGCCCUACGAGGAAGAGGGUGGCGACUUUGAGGACCUUGAGGGUGGGGAGGACGGUGACAACGUUCCGUACGUUGGCGUCAAGCCGGCCGGCGCACCCCAGUCGGCGGAGGAGAUGGAGGCAGCCCGCCAAGAUGCACUCGACAAGAAGAAGAAGGCGCUCGCGGCCAAGUUUGACGAGCAGUACGACGAUGACUCAGACGGCGAGGGCGGCAAGAUGGACUUCUACGACCAGCAGAAGGCCGAGAUGGCCAAGCAGCGCGAGAUGAACGAGACCGAGUUCGAAGGCAUGGACUCGAACGCGCGUGCGCAGAUCGAGGGCUUCCGCUCAGGAUCGUACGUCCGCCUCGAGAUCGACAACGUGCCGUGCGAACUCGUCGAGAACUUUGACCCCAAGUUCCCGAUCAUCGUUGGCGGUCUGCUCCAGGCAGAGGAGUCGUUUGGAUACAUCACAGUCCGUAUCAAGCGCCACCGUUGGUUCACCAAGACGCUCAAGACCAACAACCCGCUCAUCUUCUCGCUGGGUUGGCGCCGCUUCCAGACCCUCCCGCUGUACCACCUCGAUGACCACUCGAUCCGCAACCGCAUGCUCAAGUACACACCUGAGCAUAUGCACUGCUUCGCGACGUUCUAUGGCCCUGUCAGCGCGCCGAACACGGGUUUCGCCGCGUUCAACACGCUGGCAGACGACGUCCCUGGCUUCCGCAUCUCGGCGACUGGUGUGGUCCUCGAUAUCGACCGCAGCACCAAGAUCGUCAAGAAGCUCAAGCUCACCGGUGCACCGUACAAGAUCUUCAAGAACACGGCAUUCAUUAAGGACAUGUUCAACUCGGCGCUCGAGGUGGCCAAGUUCGAGGGUGCCAAUAUUCGCACGGUUUCAGGCAUCCGUGGUCAGGUGAAGCGCGCACUGUCAAAGCCCGACGGCGCGUUCCGCGCGACCUUUGAGGACAAGAUCCUCAUGUCGGACAUUGUCUUCUUGCGCGCGUGGUACUCGAUUGAGCCGAAGAAGCUGUACAAUCCUGUCACCUCGCUUCUUCUUUCGAACAAGAGGGGGUGGCAGGGGAUGCGCCUUACCGGCCAGAUCCGUCGCGAUGAGCAGGUCGACACGCCACUCGACCCCAACUCGGCAUACCGCACGAUUGAGCGCAGCGCCCGCAAGUUCAACCCGCUCAAGAUCCCGCGCAAGCUCCAGUCCGACCUGCCAUACGCGUCCAAGCCCAAGAUCAUGAAGGCCCAGAACAAGCCGACAUACCUCCAGUCGCGUGCUGUCGUGCUUGGCGACGAGGAGAAGAAGGCCGUUGCGCUGCUCCAGCAGAUUCAGAGUCUGGAGAAGGACAAGAAGGCUCGUCGGCACGCCAAGAAGGAGGAGAACAGGUCCGCGCACCGGAAGAAGAUCGACGAGAGCGAGGAGCGCCGCGCCGAGAAGAUCCGCGCCGAGCGCAAGGCCCACCUCCGCACCGAGGCGAUCAAGCGCAAGCACCAGGAGGCAGCGGCAGAGUCCGGCGGGCGUGGGAAGAGGAAGCGCACUUAG
This is a messenger RNA of Cutaneotrichosporon cavernicola, 3450 nucleotides long. RefSeq lists its product as uncharacterized. Gene Ontology annotation, cellular component: nucleus; 90S preribosome. Gene Ontology annotation, biological process: ribosome biogenesis; endonucleolytic cleavage of tricistronic rRNA transcript (SSU-rRNA, 5.8S rRNA, LSU-rRNA); maturation of SSU-rRNA from tricistronic rRNA transcript (SSU-rRNA, 5.8S rRNA, LSU-rRNA). The record is from RefSeq and is a predicted model, not a curated record. The transcript has 2 exons. Lineage: Eukaryota; Fungi; Basidiomycota; Tremellomycetes; Trichosporonales; Trichosporonaceae. The coding region runs from base 1 to 3450 and encodes 1149 amino acids. Gene Ontology annotation, molecular function: GTP binding; U3 snoRNA binding; ATP hydrolysis activity.